UAGAAAUGUAGAAUUCUCUGCCAAAAUGUCACUCGUUUCUUUGUUUCUUCUCUCUCCUCUAAGCUUGUGGUUGCCAUAAUUUUCCCAUAAAUUCAUUUUCUAUUUUCUGGCUUCUUUAUUUUUAAAGCAAAUUCUUUUAAUUUUUAGUACCAACACUCAACUUAUUUUCUUCCCAUUUUCUUUGAUCUAACAAAAUCAACGCAUUUUUGUAUCUGGGUUUGCGCCAUAAUCUCAAAUUUCUAAGCUUUUUGGUGUAUUUUCCAAUUGGGGGUUUUUCUGCAGUAAACACCUUCUGCAUAGGAAGUUGAUAUGGGAGUUGUGACUGUUUCAGUCUCAGCUUCUCGAGCAUCUUUAGGAUUAAGCAGAAGAUCAACAGCUCAUCAAUCUAGUUCUAACGGACCCUUAAUUCUGGGGUUCAAAGUAGACAAAAACAAAAAGACAGCCUUAGUUGCAGUGAGUGAGCCUAGCCGUUUACAUGCAGAGACAAAGAAAGAGAAUCAAAAGAGAUUAAGAUCAGUCACAAAGCCUGUGAAAAGAGUUCGUGCUGCUAGCAUAGCUGAAGCUUCUCCGUACUCCUCUGAAUUAGAUCUUAAUGAAGCUGCAGCUAAGCUGGAAAGCAUUUUUAAGCUGAGUCCUGCAACAGAUGCAUCAGACGCAGAAAACAUUGACCAAGUGGUAAAAGAAAGACGAGGAAGGAGAAAAAAGAGCACUGGCGAUGAGAAACAGGAGAAAGGAACUGACAGUAAUGUGGUGAGGAGCACGAACAGGAAAGCAAAACGAUUGAGCCUUGCGAAGAGAAUUGAAAUGAAGCAAAACAAAGAACGUAAGGAAGAGAAGGUGGUUCCUCUAGCAAAAAAGAAGAAUGUGAUUAAGAAUGAAGAUGAGAAGAUUGAUGAGCUUGUAAGAGAAUAUUCUGCCUCAACUGAUUUGGCCAGCUUGGAUUGGAAGAAGAUGAAGAUACCGCCAGUUCUUCCUUCUUCUGAACACUUUUGGUUGUUUAAGUUGAUGGAACCAAUGAAGGCCCUUAAUCAAACAAAGGAGAACCUGAGGACAGAACUGGGAAGAGAUCCAACUGACAAUGAAUUAGGAGAAGCAACAAACAUGACUGUAGUACAAGUAAGAAGACACAUGGAAGUUGGUCAUGCUGCAAGAAACAAGUUGAUUAAGCACAACCUGAGACUAGUUUUGUUUGUAAUGAACAAAUAUUUCCAAGACUUCACAAAUGGACCAAAUUUUCAAGACCUGUGUCAGGCAGGAGUGAAGGGUUUGAUUACUGCUAUUGAUCGCUUUGAACCAAGGAGAAAAUUUCGGCUGUCUACUUACGCUCUGUUUUGGAUAAGGCAUGCCAUCAUUCGUUCAAUGACUGUUUCAAGCUUUACUCGUGUCCCCUUUGGUCUUGAAUCGGUCAGGGUGGAAAUUCAAAAGGCCAAAUUAGAGUUGAUGUUUGAGCUCAAAAGAAUGCCUACAGAGGAAGAAAUAAUGGAAAGGGUUGGAAUCUCCCCAGAACGAUAUAAAGAAGUGAUGAGAGCUUCGAAUUCCAUCUCUUCCCUACAUGCUAGGCAUCAAGUCACACAAGAGGAGUUCAUCAAGGGGAUUACUGAUGAAGAUGGUGUUGGGAGCGACAAGCAAAGGCAACCAGCCCUUCUUAGGCUUGCAAUCGAUGAUGUGCUUGACUCUUUAAAGCCCAAAGAGAGUUUGGUCAUUCGGCAAAGGUAUGGUCUUGAUGGCAAAGGAGAUAGAACACUGGGAGAAAUUGCAGGAAACCUUAGCAUUUCAAGAGAAAUGGUCAGGAAGCACGAAAUGAAGGCACUAAUGAAGCUUAAGCAUCCAGCUCGAGUAGAUUAUCUUCGGCGUCACAUAUCCUGAAUCAAAUUGGCUUGAGAUGGUGUCAUCAAUCUCAUCAUGGUACAUAUAUAUGAUCUGUCCAUUCACACCCUUCCAUCUCUUCUGCUGAGAUAAUACUUAAAUUCUGUAUCAUAGUGUUAUUCAUAUAAAACAUACUAGUAGAUAUAUGGUAUACCCUAAUGUUAUAGGCUAGGAUUGGAUGUUGCAUAUAUACUCCCUUCCUUCAGAAGUAAAUAUUACCUGUGAUCUAUUUUUUUACCCAGAUUUAUAUCUUCUUUUGUAGUUUUGUAUCAAGUUGAGUAGUUGACAGAUGACUGUCCUUUACCCCCCAUACUGUAUGGAAAUAUGAAAUUAAUGAUUACUUUAAAUACUGCAGUAUUAUUUUUCAA
Chenopodium quinoa (quinoa) is the source of this 2234-nucleotide messenger RNA. RefSeq names its product RNA polymerase sigma factor sigE, chloroplastic/mitochondrial-like. The record is from RefSeq and is a predicted model, not a curated record. NCBI's taxonomy places the organism in Eukaryota, Viridiplantae, Streptophyta, Magnoliopsida, Caryophyllales, Amaranthaceae. Bases 310 to 1866 code for a protein of 518 amino acids. Gene Ontology annotation, molecular function: DNA-binding transcription factor activity. Gene Ontology annotation, biological process: DNA-templated transcription initiation; regulation of DNA-templated transcription. The transcript is spliced from 6 exons.